Cladocopium goreaui is the source of this 2914-nucleotide messenger RNA. The record is from the annotation of a GenBank genome assembly. Lineage: Eukaryota; Dinophyceae; Suessiales; Symbiodiniaceae.
AUGGCCAGAUCUCGGUCGAGGUCCCGAUCGGAGCCGCGGCGGGGCGACGCUCGUGGCGCGGAGCGUCAUGUGAUACAUGUGCAGUCCGAAAUGGCAGGCGUCCUCAUCGGCAAGGGCGGCGAUACCAUCAACACGCUCUGCCGCGACAGCGGCGCCAGCAUCAACGUGUCCCGGGAUGAGGCGCAAGGAAACGAGCGCGCGGUGACUAUCCGUGGCACUAAAGAGGCGAUCGACAAGGCGGUGAAAGGAAUUGAGGAGAUCAUUGAGCGCGAGAAAGGCCGGAGCCGGCGUGAGGAAAAAUUCGAGGAACGUGAGGAAAGCGAUGAGGACAGGGAUGAGGCCAAGAAGGUCAUGUAUGUCUCUGGUACCUUUGUGGGCAUGAUCAUUGGGAGAGGUGGCGAGAGCAUCAAGGCCAUGUCCCGCGAGAGCGGCGCGCGCAUCGAAGUGUCCAAGGAUGACCUGGGAGAUCGCGAUGCGGACCGCACCGUGACCAUCCUGGGAACACAGGACGCUGUGGACAAGGCCAGUCGCAUGAUCGAAGACAUCGUCUCGCGUUCCGAGGAGGAGCCGCAUUUCGGCCCGGCGCCCCGGCCGCGCACGGUGGAGGCUCCGCCGGGAUUUGAGGAAUGCGAACAGGAGGAGUGGCUCUACAACCCGUCCACGAAGGAGUAUUUCAGCAAAAAGUCUGGUGCAUUGGCAUGGCUCAACGACAGCGGCAUUUUUUGCCCCAUCAGAGAAGGCGUGAAGCACAGUGAUCUUCAGCCAGUGACCGCUGGCACCGCUGUGCUCUCCGCCGCCAACGGCGGCGCGGUGCCGAAGACGGUGGUGAUCCCGGACCUGCACCGAGUGGCGAUGGCCCUGAAGCUUCCCUUGGACCACGUGGAUUCGCCCUGCGCCAUGCUGGCCGUCUUCGGCGGCUCGGAGCCGCAGCCGGCGGCCAUGAAUUUCCAUGAGAAACUGCUGCGGAGGAUUUCGUCCUGGCGCAGUGUUUGGAUGGAGCAGGCAUGGCUGGUGGCAAUGAAUGCCGCUAUGAUGGACCUCGCGGGCUCAGGCCCACUACCGGUGAUGGCUGCUGCCCUGCAGAUGGGCCCCCGCCUCGUCUGCGUUGCCUCGCCGGGCGCUCACCUGGCGCUCAGCGGCGCGCCGCCGCCACUGGUGACGGAGGGCGGCAGUGGCGCCUUCGCGCUGCUGCAACGGGGCGAGACGGAGACUCCGCCGCCGGUUUUGGUUGCGCUGGUCACGGGGUGCAAAGCUGCGAGCCUCACCGCAGACACGAGCCGGUCCUUGCUGGAAGGCCGCCCCCGUGCCGCGGCCCUGCACCUUGCGAAAUCUCUCCGGGAGGCGGGUGAGACUGGACACUUGGCCACGGCAUGCGCUCGCUUGAGCUUCGUGGAGGAGAACCCCUUACUGGAGAAGAAGGUCGCUGAGAAGAAACCGAAACUUGAGGAGAAACUGAACAAGGUCCGCGUGCGUCAGAUCCUGAUCCGUUUCUGGUCCGGCAAGGGGCCGCAUCCCAUGAACCCCGUGGCGCGCAAGCCCGUUCUGCGGAAACUGGACGAAGCGGAGCUACUGAUGCUGGAGAUCUUAGAGAAGUUGCUGGCGCAGAAGUGUCAGAACUUCCCACAGCUCUGCAAAGCGUCCUCGGAGUGUGGCAGUGCGCUGAAGGGCGGUGCUGACAACGGCGACCUGGGAUGGCUGGACCAGGCGAAGGUGGCCGCCUUGGCCCGAGCCAAGGGUCAGCCGCUGGCACCACCCAGCUCGGCAGUUCAAUCCAGCGUGCCGGUGGCAGUGGUGAAGACGGCCUUUGCACUGAAGAAGGGCGAGUUGAGCGAUUUGGCGGCCCGGCUUGGUGGUUUCAGAGGUGGGCGUCCACCUUGUCCAGCGCACAGGCUGAUGGCUGGAACUGAGUUGGGUGAAGAUCUUGGAGUUGGCCCAGCAGAAGGUCCAAAAAUUCAAAAUCCCAAGUUCUUGAUCUCCAGAAAAAAACUGGAUGGAGAUGUUUUGAAAUUGGCAUCUCCCAUCAGUGUUGUGCUAGAGAGCUUCCAGAUGGCGAUGAAGGCGGAGAUGUUCGAGUUGGUGCGGGUGGAGGACCGGGGCGCGGCCGGUCAGCUGGGGGGAUGGUUCGAGUCCGCCAAGGAUGUGACCGGGAAGUGGGUGUUCCUAAAGGAGGUGAGUUUGCAGCAGACGAUCCCCAAGAUGGAUCACUUGACCUGCUUCCUCCCGGGCACUUUGGCACUGGACGUCUUCCACCAUGCUAUGGAGCGUUAUGGGCCGCGCUCUGUUCAACCGCAUUUGCUGGAGAAGGAUCGUGCGGCCGAGCUGACCUUGGCUCAUAAGCUCACGCAGUCCUGUGUGCACAUGUACUUCCGCACUUCGACGGAUAUGGCUCCCGAGAUUACCCGCUUCAACGGGCAUGGCUUGCAGGAUGACUUGCAGUCCAUGCACAACAUCCUGAGACCUGAGACAGUGGAGAGUCUGUAUCUCAUGUGGCGCACCACCAAGCUGCAGAUCUACCGCAACUGGGGCCAGCGGCUUCUGGCCGCCUUCUACCGAAGGAAGACGCCUUAUGGCUUCUGUAGCCUGCACAAUGUCAACAAGGCUUCGUCCAAGCGGGACGAGAUGCCCUCCUUCUUCACCGCCGAAACCUUGAAGUACCUCUUUCUUCUCUUCUCCUCAGACUCCGCUCUCCCGUUGGAUCAUUUCGUGCUGAGUACCGAGGCGCAUCCGGUGCCGGUGCUGCCGACUCUCAAGCGCUUGGGAGUCCAGUGGCCCUGCGAUUUGAAUGACACAGCUGCGCCGACCCCGUCCACCGGGGCCGAGAACGUUCCCGGAAGUCCACAGCCGGAGGUGCUGCUCCGCGCCUUGCAGGUGAUGGCAGAGUUGUUGGACCACGGGGGCAAAAAAGUGCGGGGAG